GGAAAGAGUCUACAUUGUUACUGAGCAGGCGACAGAAAAUAACACGAGAUCAUAAGACACAACUGUUUUCAUUAAAUAGCUGUGGGUCACUUUGACACGAUAAAGCAUAUUGUGAUCAUUGCAUCAGGGACCACGUUAAGGACCAGCGAGCGAUUCAGCUAAAUAUAUUUCGCCUUAAAAUGGGGCAAGAUUUAAAAGGAAUGUGGACCAAACCCACAAUGCACUAGGACAUUAUCAUUACUCAUCUCUCCUCAGAAUGCCUCUCCUCUCUCCUCCCCGGGCACUCUGUCUUUGUGCUGUAACGAAAUGUUGAGAUAAUGUUUUGAUCUCGUGUUUUCCUGUCAGCCAAUGGGAUGUACAACUAGCCUGUUUUUGAAGACUUUUAUUUUUCUGUUUACAGGAUUAGCGAUCUACUCGCUUAAGAAAAGAGGGUCGACCAGGAUUACAAUAAAUGUGCCGUCUUUGACCUUUUUAUGGUGAAAAUAACUUUUUUUAUUAGCCGGUGCAUCAUUUCUUAUCGUUGUUCUUUGGGGAUUCUUCUUCUGUCUUUGGGAUUUAAGGACAAUAAGUGGAGCUACUCAGCUGCUUUUAAACUCUGUUUCACAUUGAGGGUAAAAUGCGGUAAAUAUUUGUACGAACACCGAAGUUAGAACGGUAAUGUUUACAGGCAGUUAAUGUUGUUAUCAUACACCCUAAUAUGAAUAGGCUACAUGCAUUUCACAUGAAAAUGUCGCAGUUUUCUUAUUUUAUGCGAUCACCUCAUCAUUAGCUGAAGCGAACGAGAGGACUGAUCCAUUCUGCAUAUGGAUUUAGUCAUGUGUUUAUGAGAGGAUAGCGUAUUUAAAAAAAUAUAUUCGACACAUUGAAUUGUCGUAAGUGAUUUAUUUAUGCACAGUUUUAUUGUCCCGACUGGAAGACGAAAGGCAAGGCUUUGGCAAUUCACUUUUGCCAUAGAACAUUUAAGCCUUUAUUAGGUCAGGUCAUUAACGUACAAAAUUAGUUUACAUUGUAUUGAUCAGAAGGGGGAAAGUAGUUUUAUUACAGAUUGUUAUUCUUUUACGGACGUCUAGAAAACAAAGCCAUAGUCUACUUUAAAAAGAAUACGCAUAUUGUGAAUGUUUGUUUUACAUCGUUCAUAGUUGUGCUAGUUUUUAUUUUGGUAUUAUACAGAUAAACGGACCAAAGAACACAAUUUACGUUGUAUUUUAAUUAUUAUUUAAUUUUUAUUUUAAUGUACUGAGGGGACUGGUCUACAUUUUAACCUGUGCGCACUGUUAAAUUCAAAAGAGGUAACGCUCGGCAAUUUACCAGUUCCUGUCUUGUGUUCACUAUGGUAAACAAACACAGAUCAAAUUGCUUUGCAACCAGAAAUUCCAAUCUUUAUUACAAUAUUACUGUUUGUUAGCUUUCUGUUAUCGGUUGCUCAGUGUCAUAUGAAGAGCGGGUCAUUAAAAAUAUAUCAGUUGUCUUGCAACUUAAUUUUCUAGGCAGGCCAAACAGGUGUUGACUGAGCCCCACUCGCUGCAGUUAGAGAAGUGGCUGACGAAUUGCUGACGAUGAGCUCAGCAAUUAUAUAGAGAAUUUAUUAGCUAAAUGUUAGUAUUUGCAUAGGGACAACAAUGCAAUGAUCAAUUUUUGGGGGGACGAAAGGGUCUGAAUAUCAUUUUGAUUACUGACAUCAAACAGAGGAGUUUGUCAAAAUGUCACUAAAAGCCAAGGCGCUUUACACAUUCCAAAGUGAAAACAAAGAGGAAAUCAGCAUACAGGAGAAUGAGGAACUGGUCAUCUUUGACGAGAACUCGGUGGACGGAUGGCUUCAGGGUGAGAACAGCCGGGGAGAGAAAGGCCUCUUCCCGGCCUCCUAUGUGGAGAUAAUUAGGCCGCGUUCCAACUCCAACCUGACCGACUAUUCCAUGAGUCCUCCUGGUUCCCCAGGUAACGAGUCUUCCUACUUCCCCUCUGCUCCACACACGCCUUUACACAUGCGGCCGAGCUACGACGACGAUGACGAUGAUGACUGGGAUGACUGGGAUGACAGCUCCACGGUGGUGGAGGACGAGGAUCCCCGGCGGGGUGUGGGGGCUAAUGGACAUGCCCACCACCAGAGCUCCUACAGCGGCAACCCCAAUGUCCACUACCGCCCCCACAAGCCCCACAUGGAGCGGCAGGACAGCAUCUCCAGCUCUCGCAAGGGGAGCAUGGUUGGACGCAACCUGAACCGCUUCUCCAGCUUCGUACGCUCAGGAGUGGAGGCCUUCGUGCUGGGUGAUGUGCCCAUGAUGGCCAAGAUCGCUGAGUCCUACACUAUCGAAAUGGGCUCCUGGGGGCCCCAGUGGAAGGAGAGCCCCCAGCCGUUCUCCUGCUCCAUAGAGGACCCCACCAAGCAGACCAAGUUCAAGGGCAUAAAGACCUACAUCUCAUAUCGCGUGACGCCCAGCCACACAGGCCGGCCUGUGUACCGCCGCUACAAGCAUUUUGACUGGCUGUACAACCGACUGCUGCACAAGUUCACGGUCAUCUCUGUCCCCCACCUGCCCGAGAAGCAGGCCACAGGUCGCUUCGAGGAGGACUUCAUUGAGAAGCGCAAGCGGCGGCUCAUCCUAUGGAUGGACCACAUGACCAGCCAUCCGGUGCUCUCGCAGUAUGAGGGCUUUGAGCACUUCUUGAUGUGCGCCGACGACAAGCAGUGGAAGCUGGGAAAGCGGCGGGCAGAGAAGGACGAGAUGGUGGGCGCGCACUUCAUGCUCACCUUCCAGAUUCCCAAUGAGCACCAGGACCUGCAGGACGUAGAGGAGAGGGUGGACUCCUUCAAGGCCUUCGCCAAAAAGAUGGACGACAGCGUGCUGCAGCUCACGCACGUGGCCUCCGAGCUGGUGCGCAAGCAUCUGGGAGGCUUCCGGAAGGAGUUCCAGAAGCUGGGGAACGCCUUCCAGUCCAUCAGCCAGGCAUUCACUCUGGAUCCUCCCCACUGCUCUGAUGCCCUCAACACCGCCAUAUCGCACACAGGACGGACCUACGAGAACAUCGGGGAGAUGUUUGCCGAGCAACCGAAGUAUGACCUGUUCCACAUGCUGGACAAGCUGUCUCUCUACCAGGGUCUGCUCGCAAACUUCCCCGACAUCAUUCACCUGCAGAAAGGAGCUUUCGCCAAGGUGAAGGAGAGCCAGCGCAUGAGCGACGAGGGGAAGAUGGACCAGGAGGAGGCGGACGGUGUGCGGAAGCGGUGCCGGACCGUGGGCUUCGCCCUGCAGGCCGAGAUGAACCACUUCCACCGGCGGCGCGAGGUGGACUUUAAGGAGAUGAUGCAAGCCUACCUGCGGCAGCAGAUCGCCUUCUACCAGCGCGUGGGCCAGCAGCUGGAGCGUACACUGCACAUGUACGACAACCUCUAGAGCCUCCUGUACUACCACCCCCCCCCUCCCCCCCACCCCCGUCCCCUCCCCCAGCCCCGUUUUCACUCUGCAUUAUGGGGGGGGUAGGCACAUCUCUGUUGAGCCAAUAAAAAUGCUCCACUUUUAGCUCCUCCUUUUUAUUGGGGGGAGGGGGGGGAGGGUGGGGAGUGGGACGUGGAGUAGGAUUGAGAUGGAGCACCGACUAACUCUGCACUGGCUCCAAAAAGCCAAUGUCGCACCCCUUGUCCUGACACCCCCACCCACUGAUGAAAUGAUGAUGCCCAUUGAAGCCUGACAUGAAGAACUUGUGUGGGGAAUGACAGAAUGUCUGUUUGGAUUGAAAUAAGAUGGAGCUGUUAAGUAAACUGGCCCUGCUAGUCAGGGCGCGUGUAUGAUGAACAGUCUUUUUCCCCACAACUGGACUCCAUGUUUCUGUGGACACCUAAAAUAUAGACUACUUUUUUUUGGGGGGGGGGGGUCAUUUUAAAUGAAAUCUUUUGUAAUCACAUGUUGCGUGUAUGUACGUUUCAUUAAUUUAAGUGUGUAGUGUAUUAAGGGGCAGGUGACUGGGGUUUUUAGAGAAAACUGAUAGCUCAGUGCAUGACACAGACUCCCAACCAAUCCCUCCCAUUUUAGAGGGCUCUUGUGAUUGGUCCCUCGGGUUAGAGGCCUUUUCUUAUUUGUCACUCAGCUUACAGGGCCUCUGUUAUAGGUUCCUCAUUUGAGAGGUAUUCUUUCAUUGGUCCCUCAGCUUAUGAGACUCUUUGGUCAUAGUUUGACCAGCCACACUGUUUGGCAGAGUCUGUGCUUGGUCCUCAUGAUGUUGAUUAAAAUUAGGAGGACAGCCUUGCUCAGGUAUACUGCUUUCAAACCACUUCCUUUUUUCUCCCUGUUGCUCUCAGAUCGGCACUCGUACAGAGCAUUCACGCACUGACCUGGGAUCAGUAGAGAUCAGGGUUUUACAGUGCAAGAUGUGUGUAGCCAUAACGCAUUCACCUGAGCAGAUCCCCCCCCCCCCCGCUAGCCUUAACUUCAUUUGUUGCACUUAUUCUUGUCUUUGUUUGGCCCCAUCUGGGCACUGUUGCCAGGCAGAUUUGAAGAUGAGAAUGUGAAAAAGAUUGAAUAAAUGAAUAAAUGAGUGAAUGAAUGAACAAAUGAACAAAUGAAAGAGGAAAAAAGUGUAUUUUGACUUUUUCUAUGAAGUGCCUGAAGGAGUUGUCCCUUCACAUGUCAGCAUUUUCUUUUGUUCUGAGGGGAUUCCAUCGCUUCCUGCUACAUCUGUUGUUGGUUUUUUUUUCUUUUUGUUUUUGUUUUUUCCUUCACGUUCCGGCAGAGCUGGCACAGGGGAGACUACAUUUCUGUAUUGCCACGUGGGACUUUUAAGUGUUGGGCGGAGCUUUGGAUUGAUUGGUUUACGUUGCUUUUUUAUUUUAUUUUUUAAUGUAGCAAUAGUGACAUGCAAAGAAGAAAAGGAUCUUUUGUACUUUAAUGUUCUUGUUCUUAAAGGAUGCCCUGUGGAACACAUUAGAAAAAACCCCUGCUGUAGAAUGUUUGAUGAACACAGGCACAUUCAUUUUAAAAGUCUUAAGUUCCAUGUGGAAUUAACUGAGGAAAAUAUGUUAGAUGGUUUCAAACUUAUUUGGUGUAGGUGCAGGUAAAUUUAGCGCAGUUGUCAACUUUCAAAAUUGUCUUAAAUAAUGUUUCAUGAUCACCCAGUUACUAUGGACAUAAAUAAUAAAAUACCUGUUAUGAAGAUGGGAACUCCAGUCAAAAUCUAUUAUUUCAUAUGUUGUGUAAUAUGUACGGAAUGUUACUUUGCUAAAUCCUGAUUGUGUCAAUGGUGACUGGUGCGGGGGGGGCGCAUCUAUUGUGGUGAUAGCCAUAGUGUUGCCCAGGUACAGAGGGUUUCCUUUGGCAGGCCGCUAAUUCAGCUGCGUUAGUGUGAGUGAUGUCAUUGUGAUGUAAUAGACAGCUGUGUGAGGUGGUUGGAGGGUGGGGGUUUGCAGUCCGGUACAUUAAUGCUCUUUUAAUGCAUCGUUCUCUGCCAUUGAUAAUGUAAAUAUUACACAACAAAUAAGAGAUGAUAUAUUUUGACCGAAGUUUCCCUGUAAAUAAGACUGGGUCUGUUGGGUGCAUUUGGUUUUAAGACCAGAGGUAAAAAGGUCAUCUUAGUUUGUAUACAGAGGAAAAUAAAGACUAGUGGCCCUUUUGAUGCUAUGGCAGUUGCCCAUCAAUUAGGCACAACUUUUCAAGUUCUAACCUUUUGUUUUCUGUUCCAUUUCUUCGCUUCUGAUUCUGUAAACCAAGCCUCAUGGCCUUCUACUGUAAGUAACUAAGAAAAUUGUGUUUUUACAAAGAUGUUAUUUCUUCAGCCAUAUGUCAGGGAGUUGGUUGAUCUGUAAUUUUCCAGUAAGGGAAACAAUCUGCGCGGAGAGCAGUGGAAAUCACGAAGAGGAGAGAAGAGGAGAAAGGAGAGGAGAGAGGAAAGUGGAGAUGGACGAGUGUUUGAGAACGUGAAGGCCUCUCUCACUUUGACCUCGCCAAACAGCCACCGGCAGCACAAUGUUCACAGACUGAGGGGGAUAAACGGCAGGUCCAGCAGGAGCAGGUCUCGCGAGGAUGAGAGCGUACUGUACAAGAACAAUUGAAUUUUUUUUCUUCCAAAAAAACAAAGGCUGCUUCUAAGAGGAGCAACAAAACAAAGGAAGCAAGCACUGUCUUAACUUUGCAGAUUAAACAUGAUGUUAAAUCUUUGAAAAAGUCUUAAUAAAUAGUCUUAAUAAAUAAAGCGGUUAUAAAUCUG
Messenger RNA from Anguilla rostrata (American eel), 6195 nucleotides. RefSeq names its product sorting nexin 33 (gene snx33). Gene Ontology annotation, cellular component: cytoplasmic vesicle; plasma membrane. The record is from RefSeq and is a predicted model, not a curated record. Bases 1701 to 3392 code for a protein of 563 amino acids. Gene Ontology annotation, molecular function: protein binding; phosphatidylinositol binding. The transcript is spliced from 2 exons. Gene Ontology annotation, biological process: endocytosis; cleavage furrow formation; plasma membrane tubulation. Lineage: Eukaryota; Metazoa; Chordata; Actinopteri; Anguilliformes; Anguillidae.